GCGGGCGGCAGCGCUUGGUAGGAUGAAAACCGAGUUGUUGCAGUUGCUGCGUUGUAGCUGAUUCGAGCUUGCGUGGGAGAUUAAAUGGUCCUCUUCUUCAGCCGCCAGUUAACGUAGUUAUUAUCUAAAUAAUCCCGUUGGGUUAGUGAAGUAAGAAUAGCAAAGCGAAGGUAUCAUGGCAAUUGAUGAACUUCAAGCAAUUGUUCAAAGAUGCCAAAUUCUGGAAGAAGAAAAUUUCAGAGCAGAAGAUUUUAAUCUUUUUCAAGUAGCAGGCCAGAAGUGUUUAGAAGAAGGGUAUGCCGCCCAGUUAUUAGAAGUAAUUCAAAAUGAAAAAAAUAAGGUUAUUGUCAAGAAUAUGGGUUGGAAUCUUGUUUGCCCUCUUGUCAGGUGUAUUUUGAGUUAUAAGCAGGAAGAUGAUAAGAGAGAACGCUGCCUGAAAAUAUUAGAUCAAUUGGUGCAGCUUAGUAACCCAAAGGAGCUUUUAUUGGGUUUACUUGAGCAAAUUGAGCAGACGCCUGGGGAACAGAUAUCUGAAACUAUUAUGCUCUUGCUUCAACCUCUACAGACAGUGAUAUUGAAACUUCAUGGCAAGAAAUCAUACUCAGUAGGCCUAUCAUUGUCUACAAUUUUAAAUCAGCUAUCUCUCCUCCCUGUACCUUACACAAAAGACCAAAUACAAGAAGAUAAGCUUCAUCUCUGCCAGUGUUGCAAUGCAGUAGUGGAUUUUACUAAACCCUUUGUGGAUGAAGUUGUUAAAAAUAUGAAAACAUCAGAAAGUGGUGAGAGAGAGCUGAAGGAAGAAUUGCUUAAAUUUUGUUUGAAAAGCUUGAAAUACCCCUUAUUAACAGCACAACUUGAUCAGCUUGAAGAUAUUGAAGAACAUCCCUUAAGGCAUUUUGCAGCUGAAAUUAUAGGCAUUUUAUCGGAUAUAGGAGAAUUCACACCAGCAGUAUUUUCACAUGGAAGCCACAGUCAGAACUGGGAUAAUCAUGAAUUUUUGGAUAUAGAUAGAAAUGAUUCUGUGGAUUCUUUGGCAUGUCUAUCAUACUUGGUGUUUGUACAGUAUAUUGGUAUUGAUUGCUUUCCAAUGAUCUUUAGUCCAUCCUAUCUUCUACAGUGUAACCUGUUACAUGUUGAAGUCCUAUUGAAAAGGACAGAAGAAUCCAUAUUGGCUAAAGGACUUGAUCUAUUUGAAAGCUGUUUAUUGAGAAUGGACAAUAAUAGUCUUCUGCACCAGUUUUUAGAAUUCAGGAACUUCAUUACAGCAUCACAGGAUUUGGUGAAAGUGAUGACCCUGUGCCCUAUAGAAGAUCUGAGAAAGAAGAGCUUAAAUGUAUUACAGUUGUAUAUAGACAAGUUUGACACAGAGGGAAAAUACACAUUAUUCAGGUGUUUACUAAAGACAAGUAACCAUGCUGGUGUAGAAGGAUAUGUUAUUCAGAAUAUAAAAAAUCAGAUUGAUUUGUCAUUAAAGAGAGGACAAGACAACAAGUGGUUUACUGGACACCAGCUCGUUUCCCUUCUAGAUGAGGUGUUCUGUCUUCCUGAAGGUGCUGAAACCGAUCUUCUCCAAAGCUCAGAUAGGAUUAUGGCAGCACUAAAUCUACUGAGAUACUUAGUCAUUAAAGAUAAUGAACAUGACAAUCAAACUGGUGUAUGGACUAUACUCACCAAGGUUACACAGAAUUUCUUAAAGCCAUUGCACACAGGACUUAAUAUGUCAAAAGCACAUUAUGAAGCAGAAAUAAAGAACAAGAAAGAAAAUAGACGAGAGUCUCACACUUCUAACACAGUUUGUUCUGUAACUGUUAGUGGGGAAAAGAUGCCUAACAUGUCUGCUGAAACGCAACUUCAGGUGCUGCACUCAGCUCUUUUCACAUUUGAUUUAAUAGAAAGUGUUCUUGCCCGAGUUGAAGAACUCAUUGAAGUGAAAAUUAAAGCUGUGACAGAUGAAAAUAUUGGGGUCAAAUGAAGAAUUUCUCCCUCUAAAUUCU
This is a messenger RNA of Alligator sinensis (Chinese alligator), 1994 nucleotides long. It is a transcript of the gene GLMN, whose product is annotated as glomulin, FKBP associated protein. Gene Ontology annotation, molecular function: ubiquitin-protein transferase inhibitor activity. Gene Ontology annotation, cellular component: cytoplasm. The record is from RefSeq and is a predicted model, not a curated record. The coding region runs from base 176 to 1972 and encodes 598 amino acids. The transcript has 20 exons. NCBI's taxonomy places the organism in Eukaryota, Metazoa, Chordata, Crocodylia, Alligatoridae.